Molecule: messenger RNA, 1788 nt
Organism: Cinclus cinclus
Lineage: Eukaryota; Metazoa; Chordata; Aves; Passeriformes; Cinclidae
Gene: OTOP2
Product: otopetrin 2
Exons: 6
Coding region: 1-1788 (595 amino acids)
Biological process (GO): proton transmembrane transport
Cellular component (GO): membrane
Molecular function (GO): proton channel activity
Source: RefSeq, a predicted model, not a curated record
AUGACCGAGGAGCCUGGGCGGAAAGACGGCGAGCUCGGACACCCCCACUGCAGCAUGGGCUGCGGACACAAGGACGACAAAGCCAGCCUGGCUUCGAGCCAGAUAGCAUCCUUCAGCCACCAGCCCCCCUCCACUCCUGCCUCCAAGGAAGUGUGGAAAAAGGGCGGCCGCAUGUUCUCCAUCCUGCUGGCCGUGCACUUGGCCCUGCUGGCCUGCACGCUGGUGAGCAGCGGGGCUUUCGAGAAGAUCGCCGUGCACGACUACGAUGUCUUCUUCCUGCUGACAGUCAUGAUGCUGAUUGUCAUCAUCUGGAUCAUCUUCUACCUCGCCGGCACCUCCCGGUGCCCGGGUGCCAUCCUUGGCAAGGACUCCCAUGCCGGGCCCAUCUGGCUGAGAGGAGGCCUGAUCCUAUUUGCCAUUUUCAGCCUUGUCAUGGAUGUGUUCAAAAUAGGCUAUUACUCAAGCUUCUACAGCUGCCUGUCUGCAAUCAAAAUCAUCUACCCCAUUGUGCAGGCAAUAUUUGUGAUUGUCCAGACAUAUUUCCUGUGGGUCUCUGCCAAAGACUGCAUCCAUGUGCACCUGAACGUUACCAGGUGUGGCUUGAUGCUAACGCUGACUACAAACCUGGCAGUGUGGAUGUCAGCAGUGACAGAUGAGUCUGUCCACAAGGCACAUUCAAAGCUGAAGAAAAACAUGACAGAGGAAAUCUUCAGGUGGCUCCUGAAAGUGGGAAUGAGAAGCAGCUCAGUUGAAGAAUGCAAUUGCAACAGCCAAAUCUGCCAGAUCUUCAAAAAUGGUUACUUUUGGCUGUAUCCCUUUAACAUUGAGUACAGUCUCUUUGCCUCUGCCAUGGUCUAUGUCAUGUGGAAGAACGUUGGACGCUUCAUAGACCACCAUUCCCACCACAUUCAGCGCCUGAAGUUCAGGCUCUUCCGAAGGACCUUCUUUGUAGGCAUCAUGUUGGGCCUUAUCAUCCUCGUGAGUGGUUUGGGAGUCCUCAUCCUGUAUGAGGUGCAGGUAAAUUCCAGCACUGAAUCCAGCAAGAAGAACCAAGCACUCACCAUGUACUACAUUUUCAACAUUGUUUGUCUGAGCCUAAUGUCUCUUGUCUGCAUCGGUGGCUCCAUCAUCUACCGGUUUGACAAGAGGGACAUGGACAGGCACAAGAACCCCACCAGGACCCUGGACGUGGCCCUGCUGAUGGGGGCAGCCUUGGGGCAAUAUGCCAUUUCCUACUACUCCAUUGUGGCCAUCGUGGCCAGCACUCCAAGGGACGCUAUCAGCGCGCUCAACCUCACCUACGCCCUCCUAAUGAUCGCCCAGCACACCUUCCAGAACGUCUUCAUCAUCGAGGGCCUCCACCGGCAGCCCCCCAAGGAGGACUGCAAGCACGAGCCUCACCAGAAGGACCUGUACGGGCUCACCUUUGUCAACAUCAACGCAGUGUCCCUGCGGGUGCCCGACACCCGCUGCACCUUGGCCACUGGCACGGCUUCUGGCACGGAAGCCAUGCACGCUUCUGACCUCGUGAGGUCCCUCACUGCCCCCAAGAAGAUGAACUGGAGGAGGAAGUUCUUGAGGGAGAUCUCCAUGUUCCUGCUGCUGAGCAAUAUCAUACUCUGGAUCAUGCCAGCCUUCGGUGCCCGGCCCCAGUUUGACAAUGACACAGAACUGAACUUCUAUGGCGAUUCCAUGUGGCCGGCCAUCGUGGACAUUUGCCUGCCCUUUGGGAUCUUCUACCGAAUGCACGCUGUGGCCAGUUUGCUGGAGGUCUACAUCAUGUCCUAA